This is a messenger RNA of Nannochloropsis gaditana CCMP526, 559 nucleotides long. RefSeq names its product calcium/calmodulin-dependent protein kinase kinase (gene CAMKK). The record is from RefSeq and is a predicted model, not a curated record. Gene Ontology annotation, biological process: protein phosphorylation; intracellular signal transduction. The transcript has a single exon. Gene Ontology annotation, molecular function: protein serine/threonine kinase activity; ATP binding. Gene Ontology annotation, cellular component: cytoplasm. The annotation marks the transcript as partial.
UCCAAAUCUCUGCUUCUGCGGAGAAAAAAUUUUGGGCGAAAUCGAGAGGGGCGAAUGAGUUUGACUACGGAUCUGGACAAGGUCCAGCGGGAGAUCGCCAUCAUGAAGAAACUGAUCCAUCCCCACCUCGUCAGCCUUUAUGAGGUCAUCGACGAUGCCAGCCAGGACGCCUUGUACUUGGUGCUCGAAUACGUGCCCGGCGGCCCGAUCAUGGACUUUGACGCGGAGGAGCGUCGGUACGUGUGUCCUCGGUCUUCUGACGGAAUGGGCGUUUUGAAUGAGGUCCACGCGGCGAGAGUGCUGAGCGAUAUGUUGGCGGGGCUCGUCUACCUACACGUGCAUCAUAUUGCCCACCGAGACCUGAAGCCCGAGAACGUGCUGGUGGGCCGCGGAGGCCGGUGCAAAAUAGCUGAUUUUGGUGUCGCGCACCACUUCGAAGAGGAAGCAGCGCGUAUCUUGGCUCUGGACGACCAGGCCGGGGCUGGCGCAAGCAGGGAAGGGCUGGCGACAGGGACGACGUCCCCCAGCGUCUCCUCGCACGAGCACCAGCUCCAUUACC